AUGGACAAAGCCGGCGUCACCGCCGCUGUUCGACCAGUGUCUCCAUCUGCUUCACCCAUUCCGGGUAUCAAGGCCUUGGCACGGUGCUCUCUUGGUGGCAGCUUCGAGAAGACUCGGACAUGUGGCGGCAGUGUCCAAGAUUCGACUUUGAACUUUGACAACGUUAUCGCACGCGCAGCCGUUUCGAAUUUGACAGCCGCUCAGGUCGCCCAGCGGCAACGGAGCAUGAUGUCGUCCCAGGUCCAGAGGGUCGAUGCAGCGUUCAAUGAGAGCACCCCAUCCACUUCAACAGGAGCCUCGGGCAGUGGUGCCGUAUCCUCAGCCUGGCUCUAUGGCGUCGGGACACAGUUCGCAGUGGACUCGAGUGGCCUUAGCGGCGAACAGCGCAUGGUCAAAUGUGGGAAGCAGGUCCACAAGCUUAAGGUCGGCUGA
Messenger RNA from Diaporthe amygdali, 432 nucleotides. RefSeq lists its product as uncharacterized. Bases 1 to 432 code for a protein of 143 amino acids. The record is from RefSeq and is a predicted model, not a curated record. The transcript has 3 exons. Lineage: Eukaryota; Fungi; Ascomycota; Sordariomycetes; Diaporthales; Diaporthaceae.